GAAAAAGCAGUUAGCAAUAACUAGUCUGUGGACAAAUACAGCACGCGGCCCAAGUAAGUAACAUUUUUGGAAGGACUAUUCCCCGACCAUGCCGACUGAUACAAAAAGGGUACGUGGCCCAGAAGUGUCUCAAAGUCCAUCUCUCUUUCUGUGUAAAACCGCGGCAAAGAAGUCCACCGCUUCCAACGACGCCAGAGUAGAUGGCAGGCAGCGUGGUCAAGUGGAUGUCCGUUCAGUGUUUGUCCGAUGUGGGCUGAUAAGUCAAGCCAAAGGUUCAGCUUACAUUGAAGCUGGGAACACGAAGCUGAUCUGCUGUGUGUAUGGACCCAGAGAGACUGAGCGCAAGGAUGAGACCGAUAUGAAAUCCGGAAGACUGAUUACUGACAUGAGAUUUGCCCCAUUCUCUUGUCGAGAGAGAGGCUCGUGGAUUCAAGGUAGUGAUGAAAAGGAUCUGUCACUGAUGCUAUUGGAGAGCCUGAGGCCAGGAGUGUGCUUGCAGAAGUAUCCUCGCUCUCAGAUUGAAGUAAAUGUGAUGGUCCUUGAAAACGACGGCGCCGUCCUGGCACAUGCAGUCACCUGUGCGUCCAUGGCGCUGGCGGACGCAGGUAUAGAGAUGUACGAUCUGGUUCUUGGAUGCUCAAUCCGUCAGGAAGGUGCCACAUACCUUAUCGACCCUACCUUUCUGGAGGAAAAUGGAUGCAACUUGGCUUCAGGAUCCAGGGAGAAUUUGGGAAGCCUGACAGUUGCAUUUCUGCCAAGUCUGAACCAGAUUUCUGGACUACAAUCGGAUGGCGAGAUGGGCGAGGACACCCUGACUGGGGGUGUGCGCACAUGCAUUGAGGGGUGUUUCAAACUCUACCCUGUCAUUCAGCAAGCACUGUCCAAGGCAGUACGAAGAAAAGCACCACCAUCAGAGAGCUGAGAGACUGAAACGUGUUGCAUGAUGAUCUCUAGUUUAGGCAGCUGAUCGUCUAGGCUUGAUGUGCAUUCCUGAAUAGAGGAUACUUUAUGUAUGAGCAGGUCCAUGGGGGCCACGAGUGUAUUACUGGGAAUGUACAUCAAGCCAUGAUAGUGUGCAGAUCUAGCACACUAUCGGCUGCCUAGGUUAGAUGAAAAAAUGUUUUGUAAAAAUAAGAAAAAAGUCAACAUUUGUCAAUUUUUACUGUUUUGACACGUCAGACUCCAUGCAUAGAUUUAAAAAUAAAUAAUUUACU
This is a messenger RNA of Salmo salar (Atlantic salmon), 1214 nucleotides long. RefSeq names its product exosome component 6 (gene exosc6). NCBI's taxonomy places the organism in Eukaryota, Metazoa, Chordata, Actinopteri, Salmoniformes, Salmonidae. Gene Ontology annotation, cellular component: cytoplasmic exosome (RNase complex); nuclear exosome (RNase complex); nucleolus. Gene Ontology annotation, molecular function: RNA binding. The record is from RefSeq and is marked provisional. Gene Ontology annotation, biological process: U4 snRNA 3'-end processing; rRNA catabolic process; nuclear mRNA surveillance.